This is a messenger RNA of Gigantopelta aegis, 1372 nucleotides long. RefSeq names its product sideroflexin-5-like. Gene Ontology annotation, biological process: mitochondrial transmembrane transport; monoatomic ion transport. Gene Ontology annotation, molecular function: monoatomic ion transmembrane transporter activity. The transcript is spliced from 12 exons. The record is from RefSeq and is a predicted model, not a curated record. The coding region runs from base 157 to 1134 and encodes 325 amino acids. Lineage: Eukaryota; Metazoa; Mollusca; Gastropoda; Neomphalida; Peltospiridae. Gene Ontology annotation, cellular component: mitochondrial inner membrane.
GAAAUGUUGGUCACGUUUCAAGUGUCAAAAGUAAUCAAGUAGGCUAGGUUAGGGCAGCAAACGUUGUGGUGUAUCAAUAAGCAUUGUAACACAUUUAGUUCGCAUGACAACAUGCAUUAAACUGUUUUUAUUGUGAUACAUGCUGAUAACUUUACUAUGGCGACUCAACAGGAAUAUCCCCCGUUCAGCCUCGAUAAACCCAGGUUUGACCAGAGUACAUUUUCAGGAAGGCUGAAACAUUUCCUUAAUGUUAUUGAUCCAAGAACUCUGCUAACAACACAGUCCCAGCUGGAGGCUGCGAUAAAGCUGCUGGAUGACUACAAGGCUGGAACCGUGCCACCGGGUGUCUCGGACGCGCAGUUGUGGGAGGCGCUGAAAAUCAAGCAGUCUAUAAUUCAUCCUGAUACUGGAAAAAAGAUCUUUAUGCCAUUUAGAAUGUCAGGUUUUGUUCCAUUUGGAUCUCCUAUUGUAGUUGGACUGUUGCUGCCAAAUCAAUCUUUUGGUCAAAUGAUCUUCUGGCAGUGGUUGAAUCAAAGUCACAACGCAUGUGUCAACUAUGCAAACAGGAAUGCUUCAAAAGAGACUCCCAUGAGUCGAUUUUUUAUGGGCUAUUUUGGAGCUGUUACAAGUGCUGUGUCCAUUGCUAUUGGUCUUAGUGUUUUGGUCAAACGAGCCAAGAAUUUCAGCCCAGCAACAAAGAUGUUGAUACAAAAGUUUGUGCCUUUUCCAGCUGUCGCAACGGCCAGCACAUGCAAUGUACUACUGAUGCGAAAUUAUGAGCUCUCUGAGGGCAUUGAGGUUUUCGACAAAAAUAAACAAACUGUUGGAACAUCACGCAUAGCUGCCAAGCAGGCUCUCCGAGAUACAGCAGUUACACGGGCAUUCCUUCCAGCUCCCAUCCUGAUUAUUCCAUCCGUUGUUAUGACAUUAUUGGAAAAAACUCGGUUCUUAAAGACCUAUCCGAAGAUGCAUUUGCCAUGUAAUGCGUUGGCAUGUACUGCUGCAUUCGGUCUAGCUCUUCCUGUUGCCAUUGCGCUAUUUCCACAGAUUUCUGAGAUUGAAACUGAAAAGCUAGAAGAGGAAAUUCAGGCGGCAACAUCAGAAAAAGUGUUGUUUUACAACAAAGGACUUUAAGAACAAAAAUCAAAUAAAAAACGAAGAUACACAGGAUUUGUCAAUUUUUAAUUUGCUGGCAAAAGAAACUUUUAGGUAUUUUUUUCUUUACCAUUUAAUCAGAGUAACAAUUGCUAUCUUCGAAAUAGAGUUUAGUGAUGGAAUUGUUUUGCUUUAAAUUGCUUUUGCUAUGAAAACAUGUAUGAUCUGAACAUUCUAGCCAAAAUAGUACAUUAUGCAAUAAACCUCAACCUUAAUA